AACACUAUUUUCUCUCAUUCACACACUCUAUAUUAAAAUAUUUAAUAAUAAUAAACUACUAUUUUAUAUUAUAUAAAUAUAGCAAAAUAAAUAACUAAACUAACUAAUAAAUAAAUAAAAAAAAAAAGCUUUAUAAAUAUUUUUUUUUUUUUUUUCAAUGGUUUUAUAAUAGCUAUAAAAAAAAAUAAAGUCAAUUGAAUUGGCUUAUUUAAUAAUAAAAACCCAGUAAUACAAAUAAAAAUAGAAACCUCUAUUAAACAAUAACAGUAGUAUUAAUAGUAAUAACAGUAGAAAUAAAUACUAUUACCUUUCUCAUUUUUAAUUUGUUCAGUCUGAAAUACACUUCCUCCACUCCACAAUAAUACAAUACGAUAUAGUGUUUAUUUACUAUAUUUUGUAUUGUUUAAAAUUUAAAAAUAAUUUCUCAACAACAUUUAUAUAUACAAACACAAAUAGAGUCUCUAUCGAACUUUAAUUUAAGAUCAUUGCCCAAAAGGCUAAUGAACUGUCUCUAUUUACUUAGAGGGGCAGGUAGCACUCUACACCAGCCACAGUUUUCAAAUUCACCGAUUUGGAUGUUUGGGAAUGAAUAUAAAGCAAUAUUUUUAGAAGAUUUAACAAGACUAAAUCAACUUUUAAGUAGCAUUAAUUUAGAGGAUAAUAAUAAUAAUAAUAAUAAUAAUAAUAAUAAUAAUAAUAAUAAUAAUAAUAAUAAUAAUAAUAGUAAUAAUAAUGCCUCCUCCCCAACCAUCAAUACUGAUAAUUUAGAAUCUGAUAAUAUUGGUGAUAAUGAAAAUGCAAAUGAUUCAGAAAAUGAAGAAACCAAUAAACCACAAGUGGAUAACAAUAAAAAAGUAAAUUUCACUUUUAACCCAUCAACAGUUGAUAUUCCAGGUCAAUCAUUUAUUAAAGAGUUUUUAGAAGAUUUUACAACUAGGGUACUUUGGUUUACAUAUCGUCAAGGUUUUCCAUUUAUUGAUAAUACUCAAUACGAUAACGAUUGUGGUUGGGGAUGUAUGUUAAGAUCAGGUCAAAUGUUACUAUCUAAUCUUUUGCUUCAUCAUGCAUUAGGUGAUGAUUGGAAAAAAUCUUCAAAUUCAACUCAUCCAGAUGUUUAUAAUAAUAUAAUAUCAAUGUUUUUAGAUAAACCUUCUGCUCCAUUUUCAAUUCACAAUAUAGCAUUGGAGGGUCAAACUCUUGGUAAAAAUAUUGGUGAAUGGUUUGCCCCAUCAAUUAUUUCCCAAGCUAUAAAAUCUCUUGUAUCAAAAAACUAUGAAAAAUGUAAUAUAUCAGUUUUUAUUUCAGAGGAUGGUUCCUUGUAUAUAGACCAACUUUUAAGUAUUUCAUCAAAAAAGAAAAAACCAUCAGCUUUAAAUAAAGAUCAACAAAAAUCACAACCAAUUAGAGAAAAACAAGAGGAUGACGAAAAUAUAGAGACAAAUAGUAAUAAUAAUAACAAUAACAGUAAUAUAAAUAAUAGCGAACAGCAACUUCAAGUACUAUCACUAUCUGAUGAAAUUUCAAAGGAGGAAGAUUUUAGUUUUGAUAAUAUUGAUAGUGAUGAAACAAAUGAUAGUACAUCAUCGGAAGAAGAAGUUGAAGUUUGGGAACCACUUUUAAUUUUAAUACCAAUGAGACUUGGGUUGGACGGUCUAAAUAGUAUCUAUUACCAAUCAUUAUUAGAAAUAUUCAAAUUCCCACAAAAUCUCGGUGUUGUUGGUGGUAAACCAAGAGCCUCUCUUUACUUUAUAGCAGUUCAAGAUGACAACUUAUUCUAUUUAGACCCACAUACUGUACAAAACCAUAUAGAUAUUAAUAAUAGUAAUGGUGAACCAUCCAAUUUCUCUUUUUCAUCAUCACCAUCAUCAUCAAAUAUUAAUAUUAUUAAUACCAACAACAACAACAAUAAUAAUAACAACAAUGAUAAAAAUAAUAACAAUAGUUUCCCAGUAAAUACAUUCUUUUGUAGCCAAACAAAGAGAACCCACGUCUCAGAGGUUGAUCCAUCAUUAGUAGUUGCAUUCUUUUGUAAAAGUAGAAGCGAUUUCGAUGAUUUUGUAGACAGAUCAAAAGCAAUGGCUUCUCAAAUGGAGAAUCCAAUUUUUUCAAUUUUUGAUCAAAGUCCAGAUUAUUUUGGUUCCAGUGACAAGCAAGAAAAGUUUUCAAUGGGUGAAGAAUCUGAUGGAUAUGAAGACAAUGAAGAAGAAUCGGAUGAAGAUAACGAAAAUAAUAAUAGCAACGGUGGUGAGGGUAGUGGAAAUGAUGAUAAUGAAACUUCAGAUGAAAUUGAUGAUUAUCAUUUAAUUAAUUAAUCAAUUAAAAAUAUAAAAUAUAUAAUUAAUUGCAAUAAUAAACUAAACACAAAUUUAAUAUUUAAAAU
Molecule: messenger RNA, 2380 nt
Organism: Dictyostelium purpureum
Lineage: Eukaryota; Evosea; Eumycetozoa; Dictyosteliales; Dictyosteliaceae
Exons: 4
Coding region: 501-2312 (603 amino acids)
Molecular function (GO): protein-phosphatidylethanolamide deconjugating activity
Source: RefSeq, a predicted model, not a curated record